Myotis davidii is the source of this 1941-nucleotide messenger RNA. RefSeq names its product aurora kinase B (gene AURKB). NCBI's taxonomy places the organism in Eukaryota, Metazoa, Chordata, Mammalia, Chiroptera, Vespertilionidae. Gene Ontology annotation, cellular component: spindle microtubule; spindle midzone; spindle pole centrosome. Gene Ontology annotation, biological process: mitotic spindle organization; regulation of cytokinesis; protein phosphorylation. The record is from RefSeq and is a predicted model, not a curated record. Gene Ontology annotation, molecular function: ATP binding; protein kinase activity.
UCGGCGGGAGCGCGGAAGGGGCGAGUCAGUCGUUCGCCGGCGGCCAGGAGGUUGGCGGUGCCACGGGCCUCGGCUCUCCUCCCCUUUCCCCUCUAAGGAUGACUCAGAAGGAGAACGCCUACCCGUGGCCCUACGGCCGGCAAACGGCUCAGUGUGGCCUGAACACCCUGCCACAGAGAGUCCUCCAGAAGGACCCUACCACCCCGUCCUCGCUCGUCCUCAUGAGCCGCUCCAAUGCCCAGCCCACAGCUGCCCCUGGCCAGAACAGCAAUGGGACACCCAACUUAAUAGGCCUCUAUGUCUCUCCUCCCAGGCAUCCCAACAUCUUGCGUCUCUACAACUAUUUCUAUGACCGGCGAAGGAUCUACCUGAUUCUGGAGUAUGCCCCCCGCGGGGAGCUCUACAAGGAGCUGCAGAAGAGCCGCACUUUUGACCAGCAGCGAACAGCCACGAUCAUGGAGGAGCUGGCGGACGCGCUGAUGUACUGCCAGAAGAAGGUAAUUCACAGAGACAUAAAGCCGGAGAACCUGCUCCUGGGGCUCCAGGGGGAGCUGAAGAUUGCGGACUUUGGUUGGUCUGUACACGCCCCCUCCCUGAGGAGGAAGACCAUGUGUGGCACCCUGGACUACCUGCCUCCAGAGAUGAUUGAGGGGCGCACCCACAAUGAGAAGGUGGAUCUGUGGUGCAUCGGGGUGCUCUGCUACGAGCUGCUGGUGGGAAACCCCCCCUUUGAGAGCGCUUCACACAAUGAAACCUAUCGGCGCAUCGUCAAGGUGGACCUGAAGUUCCCCCCUUCUGUGCCCGUGGGAGCCCAGGACCUCAUCUCCAAGCUGCUCAAACAUAACCCCUCAGACCGUCUGCCUCUGGCCCAGGUCUCGGCCCACCCUUGGGUCCGGGCCCACUCUCGGAGGGUAUUGCCCCCCUCGGCCCUUCAGUCCGUCCACUGAAUCGUCUGUCCUUUCCUCAGCUGCGUCUGUUUGUAUGUCUGUAUAUAGUAUGUGUGGUUGGAAGGAGGGGUCUCUGGAUUGUUUCCUUAUCUGUCUCCUGCCUCCUUUUUAUUUAAUAAAGGCUGUAGCUUUUUGUAAUGACGAGUGCAGGUGUUAUAGGUGGAGACUUUGCUGGGGAUGAAGCUGUCCCCUGUGGGAACAGUUGCCCAGGGAUGCCAAGGAUGGGUACUGGGUUACUGCCCCGGGUAGCACCCUGCCCUCAGCUCUGAUACCAACCUGGUCAGCUCCCAGCCACCUUGUCCCGUCUUUUCUCUCCUCUGCUCUGACUCCCAGGGUCUCCGGGUGCUGGGACCUCGGCUGUACUCUGCUAAGCCUGACCUCUGCCCACCUCUUACUUCUCACUCUCAAUUGUCUGACCUCUAGUCUUCCUCUGGUUCAGCCCCUUGCCAACCUAGGAGCCACUGGACAGUGCUGUCCCUAGCAGUGGUGUUUUCCUGCUCUGGUCAGGAUCUAGUACGAGAGCAAAGAGAAGCAGCACUGAUGGUGUCUCAUUCCUGACUAAGGUUUCACUGUUAAGGAUGAUGUUUACGGUAGGUUUACCCUCAUUUGGCAGUCAAGGCAACUGAGACACAUGAUCUGCCCAAAGUCACACAACUAGCGAGUGGGGUAGCCCAGUUUUAAAACUCCGCAUUUAAUGGAGUAGUGGUGUAAUGCUGCCUUUUGACAGCAAGCACAUUGAUUAUGUAUAUAUGAUGUAUAUACACACACACACACACAUCACAGAAGUGGAGCAAGAUUUCGUUUUUGCUUUUACUAAGUAUAGCUUACAAACCUUUAUCAGGUUAAGGUAGGACUAUUCUCUUUCUACUUUGCAAAGGGUUUGGUUGUUUUGUAUCGGGUGUUGACUUUCAUCAAAUGUUUUUUCUGUAUUAAUUAUUUGCUCUUUCAAUCAAUGUGAUGAAAUACAUCAAUAAAUGUUCUAAUCUUUAUUUUA